AUGAGUUUGUGUGUCUCGUUUGACGGGGCGUUUGUUUUUACGUACCUGGGGUCGCGUCUAUCUGGGGCGCAGCGUCGCCCGUGGAGUACAGCAGUGCGGGCACGAGAUCGCUCACCCGCCUCCGACACCGUCACCUGGCUGGUGUAUGGAGGAGUGGGCGAGCCAUGGAGUGAGUCGACGGCAGGCCGGCCAGGCGUGGAGGGAGGCAUGGUGAUUGUGAUGAGUUGA
Sporothrix brasiliensis 5110 is the source of this 228-nucleotide messenger RNA. RefSeq lists its product as uncharacterized. Bases 1 to 228 code for a protein of 75 amino acids. The transcript has a single exon. The record is from RefSeq and is a predicted model, not a curated record. Lineage: Eukaryota; Fungi; Ascomycota; Sordariomycetes; Ophiostomatales; Ophiostomataceae.